Messenger RNA from Centruroides sculpturatus (bark scorpion), 3678 nucleotides. RefSeq names its product CLIP-associating protein 1-like. Gene Ontology annotation, molecular function: microtubule binding; GTP binding; GTPase activity. Gene Ontology annotation, biological process: mitotic spindle assembly. The record is from RefSeq and is a predicted model, not a curated record. The transcript has 31 exons. Gene Ontology annotation, cellular component: cytoplasmic microtubule; mitotic spindle; microtubule organizing center. Lineage: Eukaryota; Metazoa; Arthropoda; Arachnida; Scorpiones; Buthidae. Bases 1 to 3678 code for a protein of 1225 amino acids.
AUGUCAAAACCACCAAAUGAGAAUUUGACUACGUACAAACUGGUUGUAGUUGGAGAUGGAGGAGUUGGAAAAUCUGCACUCACCAUUCAGUUCUUCCAAAAACUGUUUGUCACCGAUUAUGACCCGACCAUUGAAGAUUCGUACAUUCAGCAUACGGAAGUGGACGGUAUCUGGUGUAUUUUGGAUGGUACGCUCCGUCUUUUAUCCGUGUCCUUUUCCCGGUCUCGUGCUUGCUUUCAUAUAUUUGAAAAAUUGUUACCAGCUUUUAGUCACAAGAAUUGGAGAGUAAGGGAAGAAAUAUUAAAAUGUUUACAACUUACAUUAGAAAAAUAUGGUUCUCAAUCUCUUACUUUGAGUAAAUUAAUGCCUGCAAUAAUAAAAUUAGUUGGAGAUCCAAAUUCUCAAGUUCGUGACACUGCAGUUAAUACGCUUGUAGAAAUUUAUAGACAUGUUGGAGAAAAAGUUAGAAUUGAUAUUACAAAAAAGCAUAGUUUACCAGCAGCAAGAGUUCAAAGUUUGUUUGCAAAAUUUGAUCAAGUUCAAAAUACAGUUGGUUUAUUACCUUCAGCUUCUGGAGACAGUAUUAGUGGAUUCAGACCUGCAUCUGAUCAAGAAGAAGAAAAAACAAGUCCACUGGAACAAGAAUUUGAGGAGCGUCUUGAGCUGUCCAAACGGUCGCUUAGCAACCAUUACACGUGGAACGAGGCCACCAACGAUUGGUCACCGUUCCCCAAAAGAGGAGGAGUUGUGUUUGUGUCCGAACAGUUUUGUAUCAGUGUUAAGCCAGUGUUAACCAUGCCGUCCUCGGUAGACAGUAGUCCGUCCCGUCAGACCGUACCAAAUCUCGAUAUGGAUAGCGGCGGCAAGAAUUACGAUUCUUUGAUCUCUCCAAAUGGUACUAAUAUUAUAUGGGACGAAAAUGCCGAUUGGAUUCUCCUUUUCGAUAAUAUGAUCCAUUUGGCAGAGAUCAAUCAGAGUCGAUCACCACGCAGAUCUUGUGGAUGCCCCACGAAAGGUCAUCAAGCUGAUGAUGACACUGAUUCCAGAUCACAACAAUCAGACAGCAGUGAAAUAGAAAUGUCAUCAAACAAAGCAGCCUCCAAACGAGCGAGCAGUGCCCCUCCAGUCAGACGAAAUGUUUUUGCAACACCGAAACUACCUUUAAGUUCAAAUACUCCAAAACGGAAACGCAGUUUGAAGAGCAGUUCUACAAAAGCUUUACCUUCUUCCUCAGCCGCUGCUGGAGCAGCAGAUGAAGAAAUGUUUAUAAAAUCUUUUGAAGAUGUAUCACGAAUUCAGAUUUUGUCUGCUAAAGAUUUAGAACAAGAAAUAAAUAAAAUCAGGGAUAUACUGUCAGAUCCUAAUAAUGAUUGGGAAAAACGUAUGGAAACUAUGAAAAGAUUAAGAAGUUUAUUACUUGGUGGAGCUCUAAAUUUUGACUUUUGUUCUCAUUUACGUUGCUUAGAAGUUCCUUUUCAAUCAUGUAUAAAAGAUCUACGUUCACAGGUUGUUCGAGAAGCAUGUAUUACAGUUGCUUUUCUGUCUCAGCAAGUAGGUACAAGACUAGAUCAUUUUGCAGAAGCUGUUUUGCCAAGUUUAAUUAAUUUAAUUCCAAAUAGUGCCAAGAUUAUGUCCACGGCAGGGAUUGUAACAAUACGUUUUAUUAUUCAGCAUACUCAUGCAAACAGAUUAAUUCCGAUUUUAACGUACAAUGCAUCAUCAAAGUCUAAAGACAUUAGAAGAUCUUGUUGUGAAUUUUUAGAUCAGUUACUACAUACUUGGCCAACACAUACUUUAGAAAAACAUACCUCUCUUCUUCAAGAAGCAAUUAAAAAAGGAAUAAAUGAUGCUGAUCCUGAAGCAAGAGCAUUUUCAAGAAAGGCUUUUUGGGGAUUUGCAGAUCAUUUUAAGGAACAAGCAGAUAAUCUUUUAACAUCAUUAGAUAGUAGUAAACAGAGGAUGCUUCAAGGUGAAUUAUCUAUGAGUACAUCAUCUAGUAACAAUUCAUUAAACAGCACAACAAAGCGUAGCAAUGUAUAUUCUCAUGGAGGAUCAUCAGAAAAUUUGAGUCGUUCUAUGACAUUGGCAAACUCAGCAAGAAGAUCUGGUAUACCAAUACUUACUAGUCCAAAGAGUGAACCUGAAAAUAAUAUAAAGUCACCUUUGAGGUCAACAAGUGCUAUAGAUUUGGCAGCUGCUACAAGAGCUAAAGUGAGAGCAAGAGCAAUUAUGACUAAAGGUUCUGUGGCAUCUUUGCCAAGGCCUAAUACAAAACGUGCUGAAAUGUCUGGAGGUGUUGUAACAUCUCCAGAAAGAUUAGCAAGGAUGAAAUUAAAGAGCACUUCACAGUCACAACUAUAUACAAGAUAUCCAGAGAUAGUGUGUAAGAGACACAAUGAAGAACGGAUCAAAGUGAAUGGUAUUAAUAUAAGCCAUAUAAUGUAUGCAGAUGGCAUAAUUUUGAUACAAAAUUAUUACAUAUAUAUAAAAGUUUUCCUAAAAUUAAAAUUUUUAAAAUUUUAUUCUUUAGCAAGGCCUAAUACAAAACGUGCUGAAAUGUCUGGAGGUGUUGUAACAUCUCCAGAAAGAUUAGCAAGGAUGAAAUUAAAGAGCACUUCACAGUCACAACCGAGCAGUAGACCAGGAUCUCCUUCUUCUAAGCUUAGUUAUGCUACUUAUCAAGGGGCAGGUGAUACUGGCACCACUGGUCGUUCAAGAAGAAAAUCUGGAAUACCAGCUGUUACUAGUACCAGUAGAGAAUCAAGUCCAACUCGAAAUUCUUAUAGUGGUUUAGAGCGAAGAGGAAGUUUUCGCUCUAGAUUACUUUCAGGUACUGGUGAUAGGUAUUCUACUACUGGUAUUAACUCUGAUAUUAUGACAGCAAGAAGAUCAUUUCAACAAAAUAAAGAAAUUGACUCUACGGUUCCUGAUAUUUUGACUGCCCCUCCAAUUCAGAGGAAGUAUGGUGCUUUUGAAGAUCAAUCAGAUGAAAGUGAGACGUCAAGUGUGUGUUCCGAUCGCUCAUUUAGUGCAUUUGGUAGAAAUAUAGAUGAUGUUGCCGAAAUAGUACAUAACCUGUCAAGUAUUCAUUGGUCUGAUAGAAAGGAAGGACUUCUAACACUACAAGCUCUCUUCCAUUCUUCCAGGCUUCUUACUAAAUCAGAGUUGAAAAGAAUUACUGAUAGUUUAACUAAAUUAUUUAUGGAUCCUCAUACAAAGGUUUUUUCACUUUUCCUGGAUUUACUGUCGGAAUUAAUUCUUAUUUAUAAAGUAGACCUAAUAGGAUGGCUGUAUGUAUUGUUUACUCGUCUUAUUUUGAAAUCAGGAUCAGAAUUGCUUUCAUCAGUUCAAACCAAAAUUUACAAAAAUUUAGAUUUGAUAAGAGAUUCCUUUCCAUGUGAAGAACAAUUUGCAGUAAUUACACGUUUUCUUAAUGAUUCUUCUCAAGCACCUAACACAAAGGUAAUAAUUAACAUAAUUAAAGUCUAUACUAUUCAUCCUUAUAGUAUUAAACAGGAAAAUGGUUGCAGUUCUGAUGGCAAGAGGAACAACAAGAAACUUGACCAGUUGAGAAUGAUGAGAACAUCAAUUAAUCAGGGACUGGAUAGGAUGAUGACUGAACUGGGUGACUCAGAGAAACUGGACAACUUGACCAGGCAGUCAACAAGAAAUAGAUGA